AUGCCUACUGAUAUCGAGGGCACUCGCACAGCUCUCGGCUUGCCUCCGUUCCCCCGAAUCGCCCCUAUUUCCAGCGAAGACAGGGAACUCAGCGCCGACAAAGAAACGGGAGCCAUCAUCCUGAGAAUCGUCUCUGUAGGUGAGCCUGGUGUGUGGGGGAAGGCGGGCGAUGUCCCGGUCAAGACAACUUUCAACACCAGAGAGCUCGGCCUGGAGUUCCCUGACCUCAAGUUCACCAAGGUCGAGGACCUUUGGUGGGGUGAGAACUUCAAGGGGGUCAGCUUCACCAAUCUGUCUGGCUUCCACUUCCGAUUCCAAGACGAUAAGUCACAGAUUGCGCAUUUGCAACGUCGGACAGCCGGCAAAGAGCCCGAGUCUGCCGGGCCGGGCGAUUUCGACAAGGUCCCGCUUCCCCGUCUCAAUGAGCACGGAGGUCUGUGGUACCGCGACUCGUACGGCGAUGCUGUCCGCGGCCACAACGACAUUAUCUCUUUCCCUUGGCACAAGUGGCAGGGAGGAAAGGGCAAAAACGUCGAUGUCUGGUUGGCGCUGGGGUUCAACCCCGACUUGGCCCAGUAUAUGUACGAUAGACAAGGCUGGGCAUGA
Molecule: messenger RNA, 606 nt
Organism: Colletotrichum orchidophilum
Lineage: Eukaryota; Fungi; Ascomycota; Sordariomycetes; Glomerellales; Glomerellaceae
Exons: 2
Coding region: 1-606 (201 amino acids)
Source: RefSeq, a predicted model, not a curated record